Messenger RNA from Linum trigynum, 3812 nucleotides. Lineage: Eukaryota; Viridiplantae; Streptophyta; Magnoliopsida; Malpighiales; Linaceae. The record is from the annotation of a GenBank genome assembly.
AGACCCUGACUUGAUGUCCGAGCAACGAGACCCCCCAUAAUUUCCAGUCGAUGGCAGAUGAUUUGUCUUCAAAUCAUGGCAACGGAGCCUAUUAUAGGUAUUUUCGUGGAGUGAAAGAUGCAUGAGUCAAUCUAAUUUUUCAUGACAUUAAUCUUUGGUAAACGUUGAAAGGUAGCUUGAAUACUAACCAACACUUUUGUCUUCUAUUGUGAUUCUCCGGUUAGGUAAUUGUUGGGGGUGUUACUAAGAUACUCCGCGCACAGACUAAGUAGUAGGGCGCAUAAUCGGCGAUGCCCAACGCUCGAUACCAGCUACAGGUAUAUAAGGGCUUGAAGCCCUCCAAAGAAAAGGGGACUUUUCUCUCUCUCCUCACUUUCCACUUUCCAAUAUCUCUCUACACUUUAUCUCUCUACCUUAUUCUCUCAACUCUCUUCACAAACCGACACUAACUUGAUCGUCGGAGCUUAAUCCGGGGGGCAACCCCGGCUCUUUCACAGGUUCUCUCCCUCCCGACGAAAUCGGACGAACGGACGACGAGUCAACCCACACCCACAAAUAUCAUUGUUCGAUACGGAGCAAGUCGGUACAAACAAUUGGCGCCCACCGUGGGGCAUGAUUCCGACAUCUGUUCAUUCGAUUUUGAAGGGAGAAUGGAAAUUGGCUGCCUCUUAACACCAUUCGACGGUAGCUGCAAGAAAAAAAAAAUCCAGAUCUGAUUGUUUUUGGGAAGAGCUCGAAAUCUUCUCCACCAACUAAGCGCCACAGCAGCUGCCAAAUUCUUUGAGGGCCAGCCGAGUAAAAGAAAGGGGAGAGGAGCUCGACAAUAAAGAGAAGAUCAUUUGGAUCUUCACAAAAGCUUAAAGCGUUUACCACCCUCCAAAGCAGCAUCAACACAGUUCCGCCGGAAGGUCAAAGCAAGAAAGUUUUCGUCGACGGCAGCGAACCAAUCCAAAAAUCCAUUCUCGCCGCCUUCACCAACUCCUUUACCCACCGCCAGAAGUCGUCUCCGAGAAAGGCUUCCAACUGGAAAAGGGAAGCUCGGAAAUAGUAAUCAAACUUUGCACCAAAGAGUCUGAUUUCAAAAAAAAAAAAAAAGAGUAACAGCAGCCCAGAUUCCGGCGAGCCAACCCAUCUCCGGCGAAGAAGUUUCCACAAACGCCACACCACCCACCAUCUUCCCAAAUUCCGACCAUCGGAGAAAGAGAAUAAGCUGUGGUCGCAAGGAGUUGUCACAUCCAACUGGUUCCCCAAAAGAUGGCGUUGCUCUCUGCUUGUCAGAAGGAAAAGACAGGUGGAGUUCUUGAGGCAAACAACGGGUUUAUCGAGGCAGCGUCUUGUCGUCCCGAAACGCGCCUUCCACGAUGUAGCUGCGCCCAAGCCAGCGAGCGGGAAGAAGAAAUAAACUUGGAAACUUCACCCCAACGUUCCCGCUGAAGUCAUGGACGCCAUGGCAUUUAAUUGAAGCACCAGGAAGGCGGAAGCAGUUUGGGAAGAGGAGGAAACAAAAAGAAAAAGUGAAGGAGUUGGCGGCCGCGCGACACUUAUCUCCAUCCGGCCUACGGAUCCGUCGGCCCGCGCCCGCGCCAAAUGGGCCCACCACCACUCGCGGGCAUGUUCAUGCACCUCCGCAUCACCGUAUCGCGGCCAGCCUUAACUCCAACCCUGCUACCCGACUCGCGGAUCCGCCUCAAGCCCACUCGCGGCCCGCUCUACCCUUCAGCUCGCGUCACCCGGCCCACCUUCCACCUCAAGCCCACUCGCGGCCCGCUCUACCCUUCAGCUCGCGUUUCUGGCCCACCUUCCGCCUCAAUACCCACUCGCGGCCCGCUCUACCCUUCAGUUCGCGUCGCCCGGCCUAUUAUAGGCCACACCCACAAAUAUCAUUGUUCGAUACGGAGCAAGUCGGUACAAACAAUUGGCGCCCACCGUGGGGCAUGAUUCCGACAUCUGUUCAUUCGAUUUUGAAGGGAGAAUGGAAAUUGGCCGCCUCUUAACACCAUUCGACGGUAGCUGCAAGAAAAAAAAAAUCCAUAUCUGAUUGUUUUUGGGAAGAGCUCGAAAUCUUCUCCACCAACUAAGCGCCACAGCAGCUGCCAAAUUCUUUGAGGGCCAGCCGAGUAAAAGAAAGGGGAGAGGAGCUCGACAAUAAAGAGAAGAUCAUUUGGAUCUUCACAAAAGCUUAAAGCGUUUACCACCCUCCAAAGCAGCAUCAACACAGUUCCGCCGGAAGGUCAAAGCAAGAAAGUUUUCGUCGACGGCAGCGAACCAAUCCAAAAAUCCAUUCUCGCCGCCUUCACCAACUCCUUUACCCACCGCCAGAAGUCGUCUCCGAGAAAGGCUUCCAACUGGAAAAGGGAAGCUCGGAAAUAGUAAUCAAACUUUGCACCAAAGAGUCUGAUUUAAAAAAAAAAAAAAAAAAAGAGUAACAGCAGCCCAGAUUCCGGCGAGCCAACCCAUCUCCGCCGAAGAAGUUUCCACAAACGCCACACCACCCACCAUCUUCCCAAAUUCCGACCAUCGGAGAAAGAGAAUAAGCUGUGGUCGCAAGGAGUUGUCACAUCCAACUGGUUCCCCAAAAGAUGGCGUUGCUCUCUGCUUGUCAGAAGGAAAAGACAGGUGGAGUUCUUGAGGCAAACAACGGGUUUAUCGAGGCAGCGUCUUGUCGUCCCGAAACGCGCCUUCCACGAUGUAGCUGCGCCCAAGCCAGCGAGCGGGAAGAAGAAAUAAACUUGGAAACUUCACCCCAACGUUCCCGCUGAAGUCAUGGACGCCAUGGCAUUUAAUUGAAGCACCAGGAAGUCGGAAGCAGUUUGGGAAGAGGAGGAAACAAAAAGAAAAAGUGAAGGAGUUGGCGGCCGCGCGACACUUAUCUCCAUCCGGCCUACGGAUCCGUCGGCCCGCGCCCGCGCCAAAUGGGCCCACCACCACUCGCGGGCCUGUUCAUGCACCUCCGCAUCACCGUAUCGCGGCCAGCCUUAACUCCAACCCUGCUACCGGACUCGCGGAUCCGCCUCAAGCCCACUCGCGGCCCGCUCUACCCUUCAGCUCGCGUUUCUGGCCCACCUUCCGCCUCAAUACCCACUCGCGGCCCGCUCUACCCUUCAGCUCGCGUCGCCCGGCCUAUUAUAGGCCACACCCACAAAUAUCAUUGUUCGAUACGGAGCAAGUCGGUACAAACAAUUGGCGCCCACCGUGGGGCAUGAUUCCGACAUCUGUUCAUUCGAUUUUGAAGGGAGAAUGGAAAUUGGCCGCCUCUUAACACCAUUCGACGGUAGCUGCAAGAAAAAAAAAAUCCAUAUCUGAUUGUUUUUGGGAAGAGCUCGAAAUCUUCUCCACCAACUAAGCGCCACAGCAGCUGCCAAAUUCUUUGAGGGCCAGCCGAGUAAAAGAAAGGGGAGAGGAGCUCGACAAUAAAGAGAAGAUCAUUUGGAUCUUCACAAAAGCUUAAAGCGUUUACCACCCUCCAAAGCAGCAUCAACACAGUUCCGCCGGAAGGUCAAAGCAAGAAAGUUUUCGUCGACGGCAGCGAACCAAUCCAAAAAUCCAUUCUCGCCGCCUUCACCAACUCCUUUACCCACCGCCAGAAGUCGUCUCCGAGAAAGGCUACCAACUGGAAAAGGGAAGCUCGGAAAUAGUAAUCAAACUUUGCACCAAAGAGUCUGAUUUCAAAAAAAAAAAAAAAAGAGUAACAGCAGCCCAGAUUCCGGCGAGCCAACCCAUCUCCGCCGAAGAAGUUUCCACAAACGCCACACCACCCACCAUCUUCCCAAAUUCCGACCAUCGGAGAAAGAGAAUAAGCUGUGGUCGCAAGG